CGUGUUUACAAGCGAAGCGUGACGUUCACGGACCCGCACAAAUCCGUCUUCAACCGAGGCUAAGCUCGUGUAGUUUUUUUUUUCAGGCUAACCCUCUCCCCCAAAAAAAUGCUGCACCUGAGAGUUUUCCUUAACGAGAGACUGAACGCCGUGGCCGAGGAGAUAUUAGGAGCGGUGGAAAAGACAAUAAUCGUGUACCAGGAGGAGCUUUUACGCUCCAAAGAUUCAGAAAUCCAGCAGCUCAAGAUGCAGCUGAAGCUCCAAAACUCGGUCGAUCCUGAUUCGGAACAAUAUCUAGAAACCGAGCAGCUGCAUUCUCCUCCCCCUCCCUCUGCUUCCCCUUCUCCUUCUGGGUCUCCUUCUGUCCAGCCACAUCAGUCAUCCCCUGCAAUGGCUGCUCCGCAUGAGGAGGAGCACCCGCAGGGGGAGGAGGAGGAGGAGGAGGAGGAUGAGCUUGACUGCGCCGACCAGGAGCAACCGGAGACCUCGCAGGUCAAAGACGAGCAAGAAGAGGCAACGAAGAGGCACUUCUGGAUGGUCCACGACCCCACAGAGAACCAAGAAGACCCGGAACCACAUGUGCAGGAGUUCAUCUCCCCCCACACCGGCAUGCUGACCAGCAUCCACGACCAAGCCUUGCAUUUCCAGCAGCAGUUCGCCAGCAGCAACAACAACGGCGGCGGAGGGAGCAGCAGCGGAGAGGAGAGCAGAGACAGACCCUACAUCUGCUCCGUGUGCGAGAAGCGCUUCAGCAACUGCUCCCACCUGGCAGCACACAUCAGGACCCACACGGGAGAGAGGCCCUACAUGUGCGACAUCUGCAGGAAGACCUUCAUCACCACAAGCGCCCUGAACAGACACCAGACCAUUCACACCGAGGGGAAACGCUACAUAUGUGCUUUCUGUGGCAAGUCCUUUAAAUGGAUGGAGUCUCUUGGCAGGCAUGUAAGGAGCGUCCACAAGAGGGAAAAUAUACAAGAAUGAGCUCCACACUCAUUCCCUGGUGGCUUAGUUAUACUGUAAUUAUUACAAAUCCGCUUAUGCAUUGAUCAUACAUUUGAAAUGUGAUUUACUGUAUGUAGUGUUGAAAAUUCUUGGACAACUUGUGUACAUUAAUAUGUGCAAGAAUAAAUCUUUUUACUUAAUGUCUUGUUCACAUUUCAUGUAAGAAUAAAACUUAAAUUCUC
Cyprinodon variegatus (sheepshead minnow) is the source of this 1187-nucleotide messenger RNA. Its product is annotated as zinc finger protein 3-like. The record is from RefSeq and is a predicted model, not a curated record. Gene Ontology annotation, biological process: regulation of transcription by RNA polymerase II. Gene Ontology annotation, molecular function: RNA polymerase II cis-regulatory region sequence-specific DNA binding; DNA-binding transcription factor activity, RNA polymerase II-specific. The transcript is spliced from 2 exons. NCBI's taxonomy places the organism in Eukaryota, Metazoa, Chordata, Actinopteri, Cyprinodontiformes, Cyprinodontidae. Bases 109 to 984 code for a protein of 291 amino acids.